CACUUCCUCUCCCGCCCUGCGCUUGACGAAGCGUAUGGGGAGCUCUCUGGCGCGGGGCAUUGUGGGUUUGCUGGACGGCCCAGGCGCGGAAGGCAGGUGACUAACGGGCCGCGGAACAAGCUUCCACGAUGAUGCCCACACCAGUUAUCUUGUUGAAAGAGGGAACUGACAGCUCCCAAGGCAUCCCGCAGCUUGUGAGUAACAUCAGUGCCUGCCAGGUGAUUGCUGAGGCUGUAAGAACCACCCUGGGUCCCCGUGGCAUGGACAAGCUUAUUGUGGAUGGCCGAGGCAAAGCAACAAUUUCUAAUGAUGGGGCUACAAUUCUUAAACUUCUUGAUGUCGUCCAUCCUGCAGCAAAGACUUUAGUGGACAUUGCCAAAUCCCAAGAUGCUGAGGUUGGUGAUGGUACUACCUCAGUGACGCUGCUGGCGGCCGAGUUUCUAAAGCAGGUGAAACCAUAUGUGGAAGAAGGUCUGCACCCUCAAAUCAUCAUCCGUGCUUUCCGCACAGCUACCCAGUUGGCAGUUAACAAGAUCAGAGAGAUUGCUGUGACUGUGAAGAAACAAGAUAAAGUGGAACAGAGGAAGCUGCUGGAAAAAUGUGCCAUGACAGCACUGAGCUCCAAGCUGAUCUCCCAGCAGAAGGCUUUCUUUGCCAAGAUGGUAGUUGAUGCUGUGGUUAUGCUUGAUGAUUUGCUCCAACUUAAGAUGAUUGGGAUCAAGAAGGUUCAGGGUGGAGCCUUAGAGGAGUCUCAGCUGGUGGCUGGUGUUGCAUUCAAGAAGACUUUCUCUUAUGCUGGGUUUGAAAUGCAGCCCAAAAAGUAUAGUAACCCCAUGAUUGCCCUCUUGAAUGUUGAGCUUGAGCUGAAAGCGGAGAAAGAUAAUGCUGAAGUCAGAGUCCACACAGUGGAGGAUUAUCAGGCAAUUGUUGAUGCUGAGUGGAACAUUCUCUAUGGCAAGUUGGAAAAGAUUCAUCAGUCUGGAGCCAAAGUAAUACUGUCCAAACUCCCCAUUGGAGAUGUGGCCACACAGUUCUUUGCUGACAGGGACAUGUUUUGUGCUGGCCGUGUGCCUGAGGAGGAUCUGAAGAGGACAAUGAUGGCCUGUGGAGGCUCAAUCCAGACCAGUGUGAAUGCUCUGACUCCAAAUGUGCUGGGCCACUGCCAGGUGUUUGAAGAGACUCAAAUUGGAGGUGAGAGGUACAAUUUCUUCACUGGCUGCCCCAAGGCCAAGACUUGUACCUUCAUCCUCCGUGGUGGUGCUGAGCAGUUUAUGGAGGAGACAGAGCGGUCAUUGCAUGAUGCCAUCAUGAUUGUCAGAAGGGCCAUUAAGAACGACUCUGUGGUGGCUGGUGGUGGGGCCAUCGAGAUGGAGCUUUCCAAAUACCUGAGGGAUUACUCGAGGACCAUUCCAGGGAAGCAGCAGCUGCUGAUUGGGGCAUAUGCCAAGGCCUUGGAAAUUAUUCCACGCCAGCUGUGUGACAAUGCUGGCUUUGAUGCCACAAACAUCCUCAACAAGUUGCGGGCUCGUCAUGCCCAGGGGGGCAUGUGGUACGGGGUGGACAUCAACAACGAGGACAUUGCUGACAACUUUGAGGCCUUCGUGUGGGAACCAGCUAUGGUGCGGAUCAAUGCACUGACAGCAGCCUCUGAGGCUGCUUGCCUUAUUGUAUCUGUAGAUGAGACCAUCAAGAACCCUCGCUCCACUGUGGAUGCUCCCCCUUCCGUGGGCCGGGGCCGGGGCCAAGGCCGCCUCCAUUGAGGCACCUCACACUCAUCAGUGCUGCCCAGCACAGGUGCACCCUCCUCCCCAGCUUGGUGAGACGAGGAAAUGGUUGUCAUUGGUCCACUGUGUUCUAACUGUAGGUUAUUUAAAUAAAACAUAAGAUUAUUUGGG
Messenger RNA from Jaculus jaculus (lesser Egyptian jerboa), 1895 nucleotides. RefSeq names its product chaperonin containing TCP1 subunit 7 (gene Cct7). The transcript has 12 exons. Lineage: Eukaryota; Metazoa; Chordata; Mammalia; Rodentia; Dipodidae. Gene Ontology annotation, biological process: protein folding. The record is from RefSeq and is a predicted model, not a curated record. Gene Ontology annotation, cellular component: chaperonin-containing T-complex. Bases 129 to 1760 code for a protein of 543 amino acids. Gene Ontology annotation, molecular function: ATP binding; ATP hydrolysis activity; ATP-dependent protein folding chaperone.